Messenger RNA from Suillus bovinus, 2534 nucleotides. RefSeq names its product PSP1 C-terminal conserved region-domain-containing protein. The transcript is spliced from 5 exons. Bases 162 to 2147 code for a protein of 661 amino acids. The record is from RefSeq and is a predicted model, not a curated record. Gene Ontology annotation, cellular component: cytoplasm. NCBI's taxonomy places the organism in Eukaryota, Fungi, Basidiomycota, Agaricomycetes, Boletales, Suillaceae.
CGAGGCUUCAAGCCUUCGCUUUUAACGGACUCGCGCCUUAACUUGAACUUGGUUGGUUUAGAGCAUACUAGAAAGAGCCAGUGAUAGAAACUAAUAAGUCCCCAGUCAGCCAGCUGUCGUACGAACUCGCCAGCUAGCUGUUCUCGCCACCGCCAGCUGUCAUGCAACAUCUAUCUGAAGACCAAGACUUUGAUCGCAGGCAUCGUUUCCUUGACCCAGACCCAAACAAUUCUAGCAGGGAACGAGCAACAAGUCAACCACCAAGAACAAACUUGACAAGUCUACGCAAUCAAAACUCUCCUUCAUCUCCUUCAUCUUCGUCAUCUCCUUGGUCACCACGUAUCCUCCAACAACCAACUAGAACGACAACAGGUCUUCCAAUGAGCGUACCAACCCGUAGCUCCUCCUUCUCAAACCCCCAAUCAAACUAUAGCUCCGCACUCCGCGAAUCCCACUUCGAGUCUACCUUCGAAGACGACGAAUCAGAAGCACUCUCAGACACUUAUGACCAUCAUGAUGACGACCGCUACCUGCCCACUUCAUCCCGUGGCCGCUCCUACGCCCCCGAUCUCACCCGCAGCCGCUCUCAAAGCCUCGCUACCACCACAGCUCGUCCCACUUCAAUCCAGUCCCCGUAUCAACAUUCAAACCUCUGGCCAGACUCGACUAACAACUCAAACCCGCUCAAUAUUCCACCUACUAGGUAUGGAGAGAUCAAACCACCCGCGUCUAGUCGCUACGGGAGCCUUGGCGCUAUGGGCAGGUCCCCGCUCGCCGAUAACGGCUAUCCGAACAGGAACACCAUCGACGUCUCCAAUAUGAGCCCAUUUGUUCGUGAUGUUGGUCAGAUCCUCCUAGACGACGGCUCUGCGUUCCGAGAGCUCUGGGCAGGUAUGAAUCCUCCAAAAGACGAGAAUGGCGGAGGCGGAAGUGGUACCACUAGUCGGAGACACAGCGUCAGCGUCGUUCAGCCUCGCAGGCCCACUAUCGUCGGCUUUAAUGCGCCUGAGAGCCCUGGGGAUGAGACCCAUGGGCAUAGUCGCCCUGGCGUAUUUAAUGCACAGCCUUUCGGAGGGAGAGGCGGUCUCAUGCUUUCAGAUGAUGAUUUAGCUGCUGAUCUCGGUAUGCUGAGCAUGAAAGAGCCCGGUGCGCCGUCCAGCUCAUCAACCGCGAGCCAGCCGUCCUCCCUCCCCAUUUACCCACGCAGCCCGCCCUCCGCAGACCCCUACCACCUCAACAUCACAUCCGGGACGAGCUUCGCAUCCCGCCAACAAUUCGGAUCUCCAGGCGACAGUGCGCUUUCCACAGGUGGAAGUCCCCCUCGGGGACAUUUUGACCAGCAGAUUUUGGAGGCGCAGUAUGGUCAACAGCAGCUUACGGCGCGAUUUAUCCCAGGGCAGGGUAUCCAGUACCUCCCUGUGCAAAACAACGGCGCUGGGUUCGCACGCCAAGGCCCGCUCUCACCCACUACCUCCCGCCCCAUCCAGCCCCAACAAGGCCCGUACUAUUCUCAAAUACAACGACGCCUUUCCGACGCCAGUCAGACCCAGCAAACGCCCUUGAGCGACCUAGGCAAAGGCCUCCCUUUAAGCAGCGUCCCAGCUUCCUGGCCGCUCUUCAUCGUCGAAUUCAAAGCGGGGCGUACGGACCUCUUUUAUCUCACUGAUUUAAGCCAAGAUAUCAGAGUUGGGGAUUUGGUGAUCGUAGAAGCGGACAGAGGGAAGGAUUUAGGCAAGGUCGUGAAUGACAGUAUUACGCUUAAGGAGGUGGAGGCGUUCCAAAGGGAGGUUAGGGAGAGGGAGGCGGGGGAGGCGAUGAGUCCUGGCGGUACGGCUGGGACAGGGAAGAAGGAGAUUAAUCCGAAGAUGAUUUAUGGGAAGGCGCAAGCUCAUGAUACUCAGCAUUUAGUGACGAAGAUGCAAGAUGAAGUUAAAGCGCUGCAAUUGUGUCAGAGUAAAGUUCGGCAGAAGAAACUUCCUAUGGAGGUUAUCGAUGCGGAGUAUCAAUGGGAUCGACGUAAACUCACAUUCUACUUUAUCGCUGAAAAACGAAUUGAUUUUCGGGAGCUUGUCCGGGAGUUGUUCCGGUUGUAUAAAACAAGGAUCUGGAUGGCCUCUUUACAAGGCCCAGGAGGGUACGAGCAGUAAUUGCUCCCCUCACAUCUAUACAAGUAACGACGGAAAACGAGGAGCAGGACGGAAUCCCAAUUUCAACCACACCACGCAAACGCAAACUAUCACGACACCAGUCAAUCUCACGAAAUGUACGCAUGUAUGUAUGAUCUAGAUAUGCAAUAUCCACGCUCUUCGUCGCACAUCUAGAAUCUUUUUUUUUUUUUCCAAUUCUUUCAUUUGUUUCAUGUUCAAGUUCAAGCUAUUUAUGGAUCAAUGUUCAUUCAUGUUCUGGUUUUUUUUUGUAUCGUAUUUUGUUGUGUGUACGUUAGUGUGGAGGUUUUUUCCGUCUUUUGGAGAGGAGAAAUGGCCCUGACGCCUUGUAUUAGUAUGGUACAUAAAAUCUAAAAUAUAUAUUGUGGU